Camellia sinensis is the source of this 852-nucleotide messenger RNA. NCBI's taxonomy places the organism in Eukaryota, Viridiplantae, Streptophyta, Magnoliopsida, Ericales, Theaceae. The record is from RefSeq and is a predicted model, not a curated record.
CCUCCCUCUUUUGUGUUUAUCAAUUUUCCUCCUUUCUCUCUCUUCUCUCUCUUUCUCACUCUCUCUAAACACAUGUUAGCUCUCCCUCGUUACUCCCCCUUCAGCGCCCCUUAUCCUCCUUCAGCGUCGCCGUCGGCAUCACCUUUUCUCCUCCUUCAGCAUUGCCGUCGAUGUCACAUCUCCGAUCAAGCGUCAGCGCCGCUAGCUUUGCUUCGAGUAUUCGAUCAGCCUCCAUUAUUUUGUAUAGACAAUUUGCCUGUCUCCCAAAACCCAAUUGCAGUGCCUAGUAGACGCCCUCAUGGCUUGACACGUGGGUUGAAGGUUCAAGCAAUGGUUGAGAAAGAUGGAAAGCUCAAAGUUCCCAUACCACAUGAGUAUCGUGCACCAGUGGGGGAUCAUGCCUCUCAAUUAGUCUCGAGAAUUGGUAUUGAGGUCCGAACACGACUUCAAGCAUCAUGGAGUUUCUUAAGAAACAAGGUUUCAAAGGAGAGGGCAUCCCAUGAACUUGUAGAUUGCUUUUUGGUUCAUAUGUGUUCAUUUCACAUGAUUUACUUGCCACCAGCUAGAUCAGUUGUUUUUUGUGAUUUAGGACAGAUGAAAGUCCAAUAUCAGAAAAAUGUAUUUUUGCUAAAUUGGUUUAUAAAAUAAAAUUAUUUAUAUAUUGUUUUAGAUGUAAUUGAUAAUAUAUUAAUGUUUUUCCUUUUUUUUUUUAAUUUUAUUUUUUUUAUAUUCUUUGGAGAUUGGUUUUUGAUGACAUUUGGAAGCAUAUUUGCAAAUUAAGAUCAAGUGUUGAUAUUUUUUGUGGACUGAUACUUAGUUCUACUUGUAAAUCAAGAUCAAGUGUUGAUAUUU